Molecule: messenger RNA, 3291 nt
Organism: Camponotus floridanus (Florida carpenter ant)
Lineage: Eukaryota; Metazoa; Arthropoda; Insecta; Hymenoptera; Formicidae
Exons: 2
Coding region: 1-3291 (1096 amino acids)
Biological process (GO): DNA replication
Molecular function (GO): DNA binding; DNA-directed DNA polymerase activity; nucleotide binding
Source: RefSeq, a predicted model, not a curated record
AUGCGGGAGGAAGAGCGCCGGACGCUGGAGAGCGCGCGCGAAGUCGUCACGACGGACGACUAUCGCGCGUGGACGCGACGAUGCGAGGAGUGUCUCGCGACUCUGCGCGAGAGGUGUCUGGACGCGAGUCGUCGAAUCUCCACGGGGGCGAGGACCUCUCUGGUCGCCCGAAUCCUGCGAGUGAUCGGCGCGAGGAACGAUCUACGGCGACGUUUCGAGCGGGAGGGCGCGGGUGUCGCGAGACGCGAGGACGACGGCGGUAGCGGGGUCGAGUCGCGCGAGGGAUUCUCGUGGUCCGAGGUCGAGACGGCUUUCAAGAGACGCGUGUUGACCGGCGCUGUGAUAAAUCUCGAUUACAUCGAACCUCUGAGAUUUCUCGAGGACGCGAGGGACACCGUGCUCCGCCGCGUGCGCGACGUCAUGGGCCGAUAUCGCAGCGUUAAAGUGAACACGACGUUCAACGGAGAAUUCGUGUCGGGCGAUAAAAUCGCCGUUAAGACGAUCGCCACGAGAAACCAUCCCCUUCUACCCACGACGGAUCUGCGCGAGUGGUAUGAUACUCGCGUCGUCGGCGAUACCGUCGCAUCUUUGGAGGAGUUUCAAGAGCGCGACAGCGGAUGGGCCCUGUCGCGCAUACUCGAUCUAACGGUGAACGUGAACGUGUACAAUCCCAUGCGGGCGGGAUGCAUGCAUUACUUUCGCACGAGCGAGAAGCUGUCGGCGCACAGCGAGGAUUGCGGCAAGCUGAACGAUUGCGCGAUCGUUCUUCCCGGCGAGGACGACAGGUGGCUGGAGUUCGAGCAUCAUUCGAGAAAGGAGCGAAUUCCGUUCGCGGUGUACGCCGAUCUGGAGUGCGCGUUGGAGAGGAAGGAGGGGGACGAGGGCGGGAGAACCAAGAAUACGCGGAUCGUUCAGCAUCACAGAGUUCACAGCGUGGCCUAUUACACGCGUUGCUCCUUCGACGACGCCGCGUCGGCGUACGGAUCUUAUCGCGGCGAGGAUUGCGUCGCGUGGUUCGUGCGCGAGCUGCGCGAUCUGGCGCUUCGCGCGAAGGUCGCCCUCGACGGCGUGGUACCGAUGGCGGAUCUGACGUCCGACGAGCGGGAGACGUUCGCGAGCGCGUCGCGCUGUCACGCCUGCGAGAGACCGUUCGAGGCCGACGACGUUCGCGUGCGCGAUCACUGUCACUUGACCGGCCGUUUCAGAGGUCCGGCGCAUUCCGCGUGUAAUUUGAAUUACAAGGACCCCUACGUUAUACCCGUAUUCUUUCACAAUCUAUCGGGUUACGACGCGCACUUCAUUAUCAAGGAUGUGGCUAACGCGUAUCCCGGCAGCGUCGAGUUGUUGCCGGUGACGAAGGAAUCGUACAUAGCUUUCUCUAAGACCGUUCGAGAUAGCGCGGCGGCGGCGGCGGAGGGAGACGGGGGAAACGUCGCGCGUUCCAGAUACGUCAAAUUACGAUUCGUGGACUCGUUCAAGUUUUUAGGCGCCGGUCUCGACAAGCUGGCGUCGUAUCUCGACGAGAGCAAACUGACGAUCGCGCGAGGCGAGUUUCGCGAUUUCUCCGACGACGACUUCCGGCUUCUCACGCGCAAGGGCGUGUUUCCGUACGAGUACGUCGACAGCGUCGAGAGAUUGCGGGAGACGCGUCUCCCGCCGCGCGAGUCCUUCUACAGUUCUCUGACCGGCGACACCGUAUCGGAGAGCGAUUACGCGCACGCGACGCGCGUCUGGAAGCGAUUCGGCGUCGAAAAUCUAGGCGAGUACAGCGAUCUCUAUCUGAAGACCGACGUUCUUCUGCUCGCGGACGUGUUCGAAAAUUUUCGCGCCGCUUGUUUGGAUAGUUACGGUUUAGAUCCCGCGUACUACUUCACGUUGCCGGGAUAUACGUGGGACGCGAUGCUCAAGUACACGGGGGUCCGUUUCGAACUGCUCACCGAUAUCGAUAUGAUGAUGUUCGUGGAACGCGGAAUACGCGGCGGUCUGAGUCAGUGCUCCAACAGAUACGCUCGCGCUAACAACAAGUACAUGAGCGCGUACGAUCCGUCGCGACCGUCGAUCUAUCUGAUGUAUCUCGAUAUCAACAAUCUGUACGGUUGGGCGAUGUGUCAGCCGUUGCCGUACGAGCGAUUCGAGUGGGUCGACGACCUCGAGAGUCUCGACGUGAUGUCCGUGACGGAGGACUCGACCGUCGGCUACAUUCUCGAGGUCGAUCUCGACUAUCCGGCCGACGCGCACGACGCCCACGCCGAUCUACCGUUUUGUCCCACGCGCGAUAAGCCGCCGGGGAAGCGGCAGAGCAAACUCCUAGCCACGCUGUACGAUAAGCGCCGAUACGUCACGCACUAUCGCAAUCUGCAGCAGUGCGUUCGUCACGGUCUGCGUCUGACUAGGAUUCAUCGCGCGCUGCGCUUCUCGCAGUCGCCGUGGUUACGCGGAUACGUGGAGCUUAACACGCGUUUACGCACUAACGCGAGUAACGAUUUCGAGAAGAAUCUGUACAAGUUGAUGAACAACGCCGUCUUCGGCAAGACCAUGGAGAACGUGCGCAAUCGCGUGGACGUUCGACUCGCGACCCGAUGGGACGGUCGAUUCGGAGCCGAGGCGCUCAUCUCCAAGCCGAAUUUUCACAGUAGAAGCGUAUUCUCGGAGAAUCUCAUGGCCGUGGAAUUGCGCAAAUUGGAGGCGAAGAUCGACAAACCGAUCUACGUAGGCAUGUCGAUUCUCGAUAUAUCCAAGAUUCGUCUGUACGCGUUUCACUACGAAUACAUGUCGCCGCUCUACGGCGAUAAGUGUAAGAUAUUGUACACCGACACGGACAGUCUCAUUUAUAGCGUAGAGUGCGAGGACGCGUACGAGCGAAUGAAGCGCGACGUCGAUAGAUUCGACACGAGCGAUUACGCCGUCGACAAUCCCUACGGCGUGCCGCGCGCGAAUAAGAAGGUUCUCGGUCUGAUGAAGGACGAGAACAACGGCGCUCUCAUGCUCGAGUUCGUCGGACUCAGAGCGAAGAUGUACGCGUUGCGAGUCGAGGGUAGAGGCGACACUAAGAAGAGCAAGGGCGUUAGGAGCAGCGUCGUCGCGAGAACGCUGACGUUCGACGAUUACGAGCGCUGCCUGAGACGCGAGAUCGAGAUGACUCGCGAGCAGUCGUGCCUGAGAUCCAAGUUACACGAGGUGUACACCGUGCGCGAGUCGAAGGUUGCGCUCAGUCCGUACGACGAUAAGCGCUACGUCGUGCCGGAUUCGACCGACACUCUGCCGUGGGGGCACUACAGGAUACCACUGUGA